GUGUGCAGGGGGUCAUGGCACCACCAAGCAAGUUAUGGUAUGUGUACAUGGAAACAGUUUGAGGGGCAAACGACUUAAUAAAGAAGAAAGAUUUUUAGAUUUAGUAAGGUUUUCAGCUUUAUAGAAGGUAUUUAUAGAUAUUUCUUAGCACGUUGACUUUUUUAGUUGAGUUGAUAACAUUUUCCAGAGACAGCUUGAAUAAAUUGAGCCUGGGGGGGGGGGCCUGAGAAUCACGUUUAGUGAUGUAGGGGGACCCACCAUGGUUGGGGCCGACGUGGAAGAAAAUUUUUGAAAUCAUACCUUCUAAAUAGCUAAAAAAGCAUCUCCCUGGCCAAGUUUAACAAAAUACUAUACCGUUCAGAUUAGACAAAUCGACGUUUCUCAGAAGAACACAGAUUAUUGUUUCUCGGAGAGUCUAGUGACAGAUGUUGGGGAAAUGCUUAAACUCUAGUGACAGACGUUGGAGAAAAGAAAGAAAAGGUGUUUUCUAUUCGAGAGCAAGCGUUUUUUUCUUGAAACCAUAUCGGAUUCGAAAUAACUCAAUAACUCAGCAAAACUUUGUUAGGUUCUAACCCAGCUACUGGGGAUUCCUUUCUUUAAAAGAAAAUGACGAUAAUUUCUAAACAAAUCGUUUUGCUCCAGAUUUUUGGGGGUCCAGUCCCCCCGUCCCCCCCCCCGGGAUUUACGGUCCUUGCUUAUCUUAGUACUCCUCACCGUGAAUCGUGUGUGUUCUGAACAUUUUAAUCGACGCGCCAUCUUUUUAUACAUUUACCUCAGCACUCAAGCGCGAACCAUUCCGCAAGAUUUACAUGUUUUGUCAGGCAAAUUGUUAGCUUCAGCGUGAGCAAAUAAAAUUAGUUAGUUUGAGACAUCGAUUUUUGCUAAGACUUAAUUUGCUGUAACGCAUUUAUGAGCCUCUUCUCUUCUGCCCUACACGGUCAGAACUCCGGUUAAGCUCUACAAGGUAUAUGUAAACACUUUUAUAAAAACCAGAAAGUGUUUUCGAGGAUCGAUGUUGUUUUUUGAGAAUAUGAGGCUCGGGUGUUCAGAAAGUUAUUCCAAUUUCAACAUCAGGUCUUUUACAACUAUAUACUCUACACAUUUUAUCUAAGACAACUUAAUAACGGUUUGACAAGAUUGUCUUAGCAGCACGACUGGCUGUGUUUUGUUUUGUUUACAAAUUUUCGAAAAACACAUUUUUUUUCAUAUUCUAAUUUUAUAUCUGGGCUGUUCAUGAUCUUACGUUUUUCCUAGUUUCCUUCUUCUCGAAUCGAGCGUCGGUGAAAAGCGUGUUAUUAUAGAGCAAAAGGCAUGUACCUUGGAAAGUCGAGCUUGCAAAUGAGUAAACUUUUUAGAUUGCAUGGAAGCAUAAUUUACCCAUCCUACUUUUUACAAGAAGACAAAAAAGCCCCUUUGUCAGAAAGAGUGUCCCAUUUUGUUCAGAUAAGGGUAAUGUCCAGAGAAGUGUCCCUUUUCCAAGAUAAAUGUGCUUUUGUCAGAAGAGAAAAGGGCCUUUUGUGAAAAAGGAGCAGUUUUUGGCUUUUACUCUACAUCAGGUGCCUUUUCCCCUUAAAAGUUUGGGCCCGUUUCAGCAUUUCAUUGGAGUGCCCAACAUUGGAACUUUGGAGACAGAAAGAUCGAACUCGAAUGCAAACUCUGCAUGCAGAGCUCCAAGCUGGUGCUUUCAAAGUAGUAUGGGACAAGCAUCUCACUCCACUUAAUAAAAUGCUUGUUGAAUCAUAAAAAUAAAAAUUAAUAUUGAUAUUUGUUUUUUGCGCUUAUCAAGAGCAAGCACGUGUUAAAACUUUCUCACCUUUUCACAUACAUCAUUUAGAUGUUCUGUUUUAAGGUUUUAAAGAAAUUCCGUUUUGUGUGUUAUUGUUAGAGCUGCUUUUACAGAAUUUUCAGAAAUGGAAGUCUCUCAAUUUGCAAACGAAUCGUAAAGCCAACGCUGCCCUCCGUUUCACUGGCGGAACUUUUCAUAAGGCCAAAACAAGAUAUCAUUUUAUGCAGAAAGGCUAAUAAGCGAUUGAAUGCGAAGGCUUUCUCUUCCUGACAUGACUAAUCGGACAGAGAUGUCUUUCGAUGCUUGAAAAAUGGAUUGGCUUGUGAGAAGAGCCCCCACAUGGCAGAUUACGGAUUCGAUUUUAUCCACUUUUUGCACAAAACAGUUCUCAAAUCCCGCAAAUGUUUCCCAGGAUUUUCAAACAAAAGGCUCCUAACCACGAUAGAACCGAGGAUUAGGCAGUCAGCUUACCCGCUGCGAGAGAUCUGUGUUGCGCGUUGCACAUUGAAUCGAGGCCAUGGGCAAAUACGUCUGCCCAACUAUCUAUAAAGGAACGUAUCGGAAGCACAUGGUAUGUGUAACUAUUUCGAACAGUCCACAUCGUAUAUCGAUUGUGCACUGGUUCCAUACGUAUUUUUGUAGGCAUAACACAGACAAGACCUCUUAAAAUGAUAAAAAUCUCGAAACAGUGACCUUGCGGAUACACUAAAUAAUGCAAACAUUUCAUGAAUACAUUGGCUGUGAAGUUACUUCUUUUUAUCUUCUUUGCGUAAUAUGAUUAUGCGGGAAAAGACAAAAUAGGUUAGAUGAAAAGACGAGCUGUAAAGACCUGAGAGCGAGAUCACUUUGCUUCCAUAUAAAUCGCGUUGGUUUUUACACACAGCAGAGUGGCUAUGCAGAAUCAUUAAUCCUCGUGUAUGUGUUCCUUCACCGUUUGGCGUCGGUUUGUUGUUGGUCUUUUACAUGAUCGCGUGAAUCAAGUCAAACACGUAGUUAACACCACUAAUCCUGGCGUUACACGAAGCCGAACAUUACCGUAUGUAUAAAAAGAGGGGAAAGCAAUUCAAUCGAGGAAGCUAUUUUCAAAGGCAGUAAACUGUUCGUGCAGCUAUUAAGCGUGCUCCCGGAUCUGCUUAUACACACAAGUUUUUGACAAAGUUUUCAUCUAAGGUAGAAGCACUGACGUGUAAAACUCGUUUGCGGAUGGAAUAUCGUCGAAUUGUUCUCGGCCAUUGUCCGUAGUAUAUGUCAAUUGAAGCAAAGAGGCAAUUAGUUUGGAAGAGGUUUACUGAUGACUCCAAUGGGUCUGAUUUUAUUUUGAAGAAUUUUAUUCGAAGGGCAGCUCUAAUCCUUCUUGCAAAUCUCUAUAAAAUGCAUCGCUGGAAAUCAUUUCCUUCCAAAAUGGUCUGGAGAGGGGCUCACAACAAUUUCGUGGAAGUAUUUUAUAUGAUUUUGUUACUUUUUUACGUCGUGAACUUCGGCAAGUGUGACGUAACGAAGGACAGUAGCGAGAAACGUCAUGGUUUAGGCUUUCUCGAUCUCGGCAGGAAAAAAUUUGUAACAGGCAGAGAGGACAAAUACCAAAACAAUCUGGUUUUAACGCGCAUAAGGAAUGCGGAGAAACUGAAUGCAACCUGUAUUGAUAACUCUGAUGCUGUAUUCUACAGAAACACUGUCUCCCAUUCAAAGCACUGGAUAAUUCAUUUGCAGGCCGGUGGUAGUUGUGUUUCUUUAGACGACUGCUUAGAAAGAUCAAAUGGCCCACUUGGCUCUUCUAUUCAUAUGGACUACGCGUUCACAGGCGAAUACACGUUGUCAGAUGACCCUAAAGUUAACCCUACUUUCUAUUCUUGGAAUAAAGUUUUUAUACCAUAUUGCAGUGGUGACGUAUUUGUUGGAAGAAAACCAAAAGAACAGCAUCCAUUCAAGAUGCCCAUGCUUGGUCAUUAUAUAGUUGUUGCUGUUGUCAAGCAGUUGAUUCAUGAUUACAGAAUCAAUAGAAAAGGCGUCAAGAUACUAUUCGGUGGCACAUCAGCUGGUGGACUCGGUGUUUUGGCAAAUGCAGAUCAUGUUCAGAACCUAACCCAUCCAGCAGAGGUAAAGGCGUACAAUGAUGGGGGAUGGUUUACCCUGUACCCAAAUUUUGGUGAAAAUUUCUUCAGUCCUGAAUUGCCGCAGUUUUUCAAAUUUCUUACAUACGUUUUUGAUCACUAUUGGGACGGUUUCGUUGAUGAGACAUGCCGCGAGCAGAUGCCGAAAGCAGCUGCCUGCCUCUAUGGUGAACUCGCGACGAAGCAUAUCCAAACGCCUUUGUAUGUGAUGGUUGCCCAAUGGGAUUCAUAUCAGCUGACACGCCUUGUUGCUGUCAAUUUUAAGUCAAUUUCACUGCCACCGAAGAAGAACAAAGAGCGGACUUACCUUGCUAAAUUUGGCAACAACACUUUCAGGUCAUUGACAACGCUCGCUGCUCGUUCGAAAUGUGGUGUCUUCUCCCCUGCCUGUCACUGCCAUACUUUCUUGACAUCUUGUUUUGAAGGCAGCACAAGCUGUCAGUACCCUCCAUCAAACAAAUACUCUAUAAAAGGACGGACAGCAUAUAAAGCAUUGUCAGAGUGGUACACGUCUGAUGGUAAAAAGGGGACAUACGUAGAAAAACCAAAACAAACUCCCUCUUGUAAUCCUACAUGCUGCUCUUCUCUCUGUUACAAGUGCAAAUUGGAAUCAAGAAAUAUUACACCAACAAAGAAAGUGACGAGAAAAGACCCAGAAAUCAAGGAGAAAACGCUACUGAAACGAGUUCCUAAAAAGAAAAAUUACUAUCUGUACUACUCAAACAGAUCAUGGAAAUUACUGGGGGACUCACUACAUUUCCUGCUGCUCUGGCUGAUGCUAAGUCACUAUCUAGUUGCGAGUUGAUAAAACACUAACGCAAGGCAAUACAAUGCAAAUGCUUUUGUUGGGAUGUUGGUUAUUCAUUGGAAUGGUACAAGACAAAUAAAGCCAAAGGAACCUCGAUCGCAUCGUGUUCAUAAAUCAUAUGCAUCAAUUAUGGUGGAGUCUUGAUUUGAGCUAAGAAAGAAAAAUCAUUUUGAUGACCAGGAGAAUCAAUUUUUGACAGGGUCAGGGUGGAAUAAGAAACGCCUGAAAGCCGUGGAUUGCAUUUACUUUGCGCAUUUAAAUGUGCGAGUGACGUAUUGUCACCUAUCGUUCAGUUAUUAAGUAAAUACCAUUUACGUAGAUGCAAGUUAAAAAUAUACAAAGACAAGUAAAUGGAUAUCAAUUACCUCCAAUUUAUCUAUAUAUAUUCAACCAAGCAACAAACAUAAUUAAGAAAAUCCAGGUAGUACAAAUAAAGUUCUAAGUUAUGACGUCACAAAAAUCUUUUUAGAAUGUUUGGAUUUAGAGCACAUAAUCGGAAAGAGAAUCUUUGAAUGCCUCCAAAUGUGCAUAAUCAGCUAGAUCUGUUCAGGAUUGCUUAAGAUAUGGCCACAUAAGCACAGGUUUUUUCCCUAUCAGAUCACUGUAAUUCGGUCUUUAUCAACCAAGUCAAAAUAAUGGCAGGCUGCUAGCAAACCUCAAAUCCUUUAUUGGCCAUAUCGCACCAGUUCUAAAAUUAUUCAACUGAUUUUCCAUGUUUUAAUGUAUUUUAUUGCAUUUUUUUGGGUUUGCGAUCACAAAUGUGAAUUAGGUCACAAAUUAAGACUAGAUUUUUAUGACGUCACAUUUUAGAGCUCUAUGUAUGAAAGAGACACCCUGCAUCAAAACUUUUGAGUGACCUUGUAAAGACCAUUUUUUUCCGGGAAGCAAGAUUUCACAAUAGGCGAGUCACCUUAAUUCAUAAAAGUGUUUUUACAGUUUCUGCAAUGAUGUUACCUCCUAAAACAGAGCAAAACAGCGCAAAUUAAAGUUUAGAAAUGCAACGUACAGCUUUGUAACGAAAUGUAAAAAAUAAAUGCCACGAAGUGCUAAACUCGAUGAAAAUGAGAUAAAUGUAAUGAACGGUUGCAUUGCACAGAAGUUAUAAAUUCCAAUGCUGAAAAAUUUAAAACCAAAGUCAGCUGCUGUUUUGGAGUUUUUAUUAAAAGUUUACGUAACAAUUUUUACUCUUGUGUACGUCGAAUAUUAAAGAUUACUUUGCAAAAAUUUAUUUGGUCAUUCACUGCUUUUCGCGGGCCCCUAUUCUGCUACCGCCUUGGAUCGAUUAAAUCCUUAAAUAAUUUAGCUACUGUGUGCUGUUUAGGAUUAGUAUACUGCUGUACAAGUAGAUUCGUCUGCUAAGCUUUGGGCCUAAGAAUGGUGGCGACUUUUGGUCUGUCGCAUCUGUGCAUUCUUGAUUUGAAAAUUAGUAAGCUAAGCUGAAGCCCUGUUGAUACAUAAAGAAUACCAUAUUGUUGUAAAUUAAUUUCAUUAUUUUUCUAAAUCUAUUUUCGUUACUGUGUAAAUAGUUAUCGAAUGAGAUGCAGAUAUCAAUAUUAUAUGAACAUUUGUAAAGAUUUUGCAGACAAAUAAUCUGUUUUGAGUUUUUUUACUGAAAAACUGCACUAUCCUGAUGGCAUGACAGAACUAAUUAGCCGCCCGUUUUGAACCCUUUUAUCAAUUAUAAGCAAUUAUAAGUCAUCAUCAUCAGUUAUCACGAGUCGUGUUAAACAGUUGUCAUCACAUCUAUCUUCAUAAUCACCGUAUAUCAUCGCAAUCAUCUUCAUAAUCAUCGUUAAUCAUGAUUUGUUAUCAUUGCAAUCGUCAUUAACAAAAACACUAGCACUUCAUGUCAUUGCAGACACAGGGUAUUCCUUUCCCUUAUGCUCGUGGCAUUUUCAGAUUAGUUUGUUUCGAUGUUGGUCUGUCACAAAUGAAGACUGUUGUCUAGGGUUCUUUCUUUCAAUCUAAGUGUAAUUCCAGUUAAAAAUGUCAAUUCCAAUUCCUUAGGUACAUGUAUCAAACAUGCAUCAUUGUUUUUUCAUUCUUUGUUCUUUGUUCUUCGAUCAUGCACGCUUAGACAUUUCUCUGGGGCAUUUAACGUGCUCAAAUAAUCAUCUUGAGAGUUGAUUCUUCCUUCUGGCAAGGCUUUGCUUGAUAUUUGGUGCCUGUUGUAAAAAACCCAGUGGCUAGUCGAUUCGAAAGGUAAGAAUUAUGUCUCCAUAUAUAUUCGAUGUCGUCUAUAUAAACUGCAUCUUUUCGUGGGUCUAUUCUAUUCUUGUUGAACAGCAUUAGGCCUACCUUGAAACUUCACGGGACACGUGGCUACUAUGCACUGACAUUUCUAGCUGAACUAUUUCGUAAGUCGAUCAUCGAAACCUGAAAGUUAGCUGAAAGCUGAUAGCUGAAGUUAGUGCACAGAAUGCCGCAGUUCUGGCAAACAAUGAAAUGUUUUGUUCAUAAAGCAAAACAACUACCAGGGCGGUAUGGCGGCUAUCAUGCAGUAAGGACCAAGUUGAAGUUGUGGCGACACAUUUUACAGAAACAGCCUUAAACUUUCAGCUGGUAUAAGGUAAUUAGCCCUGAAUGAGAGUGGGCGCUCCUUGGAAAUUAGUCAAUCGCCAAAGUUCUGUGUACUGUAUCAAUAGACCAGACGGAAUUGGAAGGGAAUACCAUUUUGGGGCGGCAGAAUUUUGAUUCCCAGUUUCGAGUUCUUUACCAACUGGUGAUAUUGAAUUGUAAUGGUAAACGGGGAUUUGCCGCUGCUUUUGGGGGUCAAAUGGGGGUUAAAUCAGAAUAAGUUCCUGCUUAUUCUCUGCGAAGGAGAAGCUUAACCGGAAUGACGCUUUUAACGAAAUAAAUAUGAAAGACAGCUUAUCUUUUUUGGUAGAAAUACAUUUAAAAUAGUAUAAUGAUCUUCAAUUCGUCACAUGACGCCUAAUUACCCCAUGCCUGUCACAAAUAUAUGGGUAUCUUAUUAAAAGUGGGCAAAGCAAAAUCAUCUUUUGACACCGCAAAUUAAUUUUAGCAUGCAACUGGCUAUCAAAACAUUAAGAAGGGACUGUCGUGGUAAAACUAUAAAAAAGGGACUAUUUUUUGUUUCCACUACAUUAACGAAAGUUCUUCAAGAGCGAGUUUAUUGAAUAAAAUUUCUCCCAGAAUUUCUAUCGAUUUACUCUUUAAAACACUCAUUCGCUAUUCUAGCUCGUUUAGGCCCACUUUUCUUUUUUUAAAUGGCUUUGAAAAAAGCAAACACAUGAAAGAAUUUCGUUUUCGAUGUUCACGUUUUGCAUGAACUCAGCGAACGUAAAAGAGUCCUUGAUACAAUGUUUUGAAUAUUUUUGAAGAACAGGGUCCAAGACUUCAGAAAGCCACUUAGCCAGUUCGUGUUGUGCUGAGCCAAUCAUAGACAAAAUGGGUCUAAGUGGGACAUUCGGCUUGUGUAUUUUAGGGAGGCCAUACAUUUGUGGACGUUGUGAACCUGUGGGUCUUAUCCUAUCAUAAACUUCGUUGGUCAACACUUUUGAGUUAACCAGCUCCAAAAGGCGUUUUUGAAGUUUCCGCUCUAGCUUGGCCGUUUUAUCCUGUGUUUCGACGUCACCCAAUUUUUCGAACUUUUCUUUGUCGAGGAGAAUAUUCUCCAUUUUUUGGAUAUAGUCCUUUUUGUUCAAAAUAACCACUCCUGACCCUUUAUCAGGCUUUGUAAUAAAGAUGUCAUUAUUAGACCGUAGAGAUUUUAAUGCUUGAAAAUGUUCUCUAUGCAAAAGAAAAUCUGAGUGGUCGAUGGGAGAGCCGCUGUAAGCGUACGCCAAAUCGCUUAGUCGUGCUCGUAAUUUGUUAAAUUCCAAAGCAUCAAAAGUCGGUCUUGCAAAUCCAAAAUUAACAAUAAAACCUGCGAUUCUGCUAUCGGGCAGCAUUUGCUAGAAAACCCAGAUUGUGCAAAAAACUAUAAUGGCGACAUGUUUCGAAUUAUUGGUAAAGCCCGAUCGUCGUUCCACCUAGCAGUUUUAGAAUCUAUCUACAUAAGCACGAAAAAACCGCUACUGUGUAGACAAAAGGAGUUCGUUUUCACCUUAGGACUCCAUUGGUAACAUUCUAAUAGGCAAGCGGCACUGAUUGGUCAACCUUUACAGUCAUGUGCUCGUGUUUCUGAUUGGCCUAUUUCGAUCCACAACUGGGUAUAUAUAUUUCUUAGCGUAGAGUUUUCGAUCUAUGUUCUGACGUUUUAAACUCUGAAGAGUGUCAGACGAAAAGCUUUAGUUUACUAAAUGUUUGCUUUUUUCAAAGCCAUUUACAAGUUUUGUACCACCAAAAGAUUGUUUU
Rhopilema esculentum is the source of this 9025-nucleotide messenger RNA. RefSeq lists its product as uncharacterized. Gene Ontology annotation, molecular function: hydrolase activity. Lineage: Eukaryota; Metazoa; Cnidaria; Scyphozoa; Rhizostomeae; Rhizostomatidae. The record is from RefSeq and is a predicted model, not a curated record.